Molecule: messenger RNA, 1504 nt
Organism: Camelina sativa (false flax)
Lineage: Eukaryota; Viridiplantae; Streptophyta; Magnoliopsida; Brassicales; Brassicaceae
Product: protein FLOURY 1-like
Source: RefSeq, a predicted model, not a curated record
UUCACUUUUGAUCGAGAAUUUGGUAUGGAUAUAACAGAAUUAACGUCUUUGUGGGCUAUAUGGAAAUUUGAAUGAGAUCAGGAAUGCAUUGAGAAUGGAGUGAGGAAGUUCAACGUGAACACAGAAGUAAGAAAGGCUUACAUGGAAGCUCUUAGCUCCGGGAAGAAGACUGACCUUGUCGAUGUCAUGUCGGCAACAAAAGCAGCCAUGAAAGCUGUGAUCGUUGAUAAGAUCCGCCUCUUUGGCUCUUCCGGAAAAGCUUGAGUUGUUGAUGAACAACAAUGUCCGGUUUAGUACAGUUGUACAUCACACAUCCAAAGAAUAAAAAACAAAAACAAAAAAAAACAUUUUACAUCCCAUCCAAAAAAUAAUGAAUGCAUUUGUAUUUUGUAUGCAAUGCACUGUUGUUGGAAAUAAAUAAAACAUUUUUAGUACUAUCUAUUGUUCAGUGAAAUAUCUAGAAAAAUGAAUUAAAGAUAAGAAUUCGUUGUGAUCGGAUAAAACAAGUAAUUUAUUCGGGUGGAUAUGAAUGAUCCCUCCUUUACAUUACAUUAUGUAAUCCUCGCAAUCUUCGCCGUUUAUCUCCUCGUUCCCCGACUCAAAAAUAUUCCAAACUCUCACACACAUUCUCUCUUCAUUGGGAUAUUCAAAUUCUUCUUUCUUUUUUCGUGUUCUUUUUUUUUUAACUCCCAAGUACAUUUAUUACCUUUACGAGUUGUUUCGUUUCUAUCCACUGAUGUCUAGUUGUCUACUCCUUUGUAAUGGAGUUUGCUUCGUUUCUGAAGCUUUUGAGUCAAACCGAUGGUUUUGGAUGUGGGAUCUUCGUUUUUGGUUGCUUCUCUCACUUCUUCAAUCUCGUCUUCCUCUGUUUCUUGCUUCUUCUUGGACUCAAGUUUCUAUUUUUAAAUCGAAUUUCUCAAAAGUUCGAGUCUUGCAACUCCUUUGAACAUAAGGAUUGCAAAAACAAUGGGUUCGUUUCAGAUUCUAAGAUGGUUGAUGGAUUGGAUCGGAAGAAGCCCAUUAUUUUACACUGGAGUUCUGAUGUGUUGAGCUACGAGAACUGUGAUCGUCUUAUUCUACGUGAUGAUGAUCACAUCAAAAACAGAGACAGUACUGCGGCGUUAACGGAAACAGAGCUUGACGAGAAGAAUCAUCAGGAGAGCGAGGACGAAAAAGAGCUACGGUUUCGGAGCGAUGUAGAAGACCAGGUUUUCGACGUUAUUACUCUGAGAAAAAUGGUGAAGAGAGAGAGGAAACGUGGGGAUUGCAUGAAGAAAGAGCUGGAGAAGGAGAGAAGAGCAGCUGAAUCAGCUACGGAAGAAGCCAUGGCUAUGCUUCUGAAGCUACGGAUGGAGAAAAGCGUUGUGGAGAUGGAGGCAAUACAAUACAAGAGAGUUGCCGAGCAGAAGCAACUCUAUGAUCAAGAAGUGAUUCAAUCGUUACAGUGGAUGUUGAUGUAACUUUUGUAUUCUAUGCAUAUAUAAAUGAAACAAAAAUUAAAGUA